AUGAGUGAAGAGCAGCGCAUUAGCAUUUGCAAGACGAGCCUGAACCAGAUCUUGAAUUCGCUGAAAGAGAAUCCUAGGCAAUGGCGAAACCAAAUUCCGUUGGCACGCACGAUCAUCGCCCAUCUAAACGCCACGACUUUGAUGCAACAAACAGACCGCUUGCAAGAACGAGUCUGGUUGAUCGGAGGUUUGCAAAGGCUGGCGUAUGCAGACCCAGACAGUGGAGGCGUUCCUGACGUCGCAGCCUGGUGUUCUCAGCAGUGGGCUGUGAUUCAACAGAGCCAGCCCAACAAUAUCUCCGCACUUCGCGGAUUGGGGCAAGCGUGGCUUGCGCGGGCGCAGCCUACACUUGCUCGCAUUCAACGCGAGGAGGGCAGAUCCUCAGGUGAUGGCCCUCCGCAAUCUCGAGCCGGCAACACCUUAUCACAAACCGAGGCUGAGAAAAGAUCUGGUACUGCACAGUAUGUCGAAGCGCGUGGCAACCUCCAGCCUGCAAUCGACUUCCUCGAACGUGCCAUUGCCGCAGCGACGUCACAGCACACGCUGACUGGAGACUUGCUCGCCACCACCGCAGAGGCAUACAUGUCACUUGGCAAUGUCACCUCGCCCCGUAAUAAUCAACAGCACUUUACUCGUGCUCUGCAGCUUUUGCGAGCUGCAAAUUCGAUUGAGGGUUAUCAACUGAAUCGCUAUCUUCAGCAGUAUUUGGAAAGAUAUGGCAGAUACAUUGACGCUUGA
Molecule: messenger RNA, 738 nt
Organism: Cercospora beticola
Lineage: Eukaryota; Fungi; Ascomycota; Dothideomycetes; Mycosphaerellales; Mycosphaerellaceae
Molecular function (GO): protein binding
Source: RefSeq, a predicted model, not a curated record